CCCCAACCAACGCGAAAAUGACCACCCCGCCACACAACAGCUACGCGCCCGGCCACGACGCGUCCCAAGUAAAGCACCACGAAUGGCGCACGGCCGAGAAUAGCGCGGCCUACCUGCUGCCACACCUCCAGCGCGCCGUGCAGGCCAAGCCCGACUUGCAACUGCUCGACGUCGGCGCAGGGUCCGGCACCAUCUCGGCCUCCCUCGCUAAGUACCUCCUGCCCCGCGGUCACGUGCUGGCGACAGACAUAUCGGACUCGAUCCUCGCCCGCGCCAAAGCGCAUGCUGAGGCCCAGGGGCUGGGCGCACAGAAUAUUUCUUUCCAGAAAGCGGACGUGUUCCACCUCCCCUUCGCGGACGGCGCGUUUGACGUCGUGCAUGCGCACCAGGUGCUGUGUCAUCUGUCCGAUCCGGUGGAUGCCAUCCGUGAGAUGCUCCGGGUCACGAGGCCCCGGGGCGGGCUGCUUGCGCUGCGCGAGUCGGACAUGCGCAUGUGGUGCGUCUGGCCUGAGAUUCUGGCCUUGCUGAAGUUUCAUGAGGUGAUGGUGGGCACGCUCGUGGCGAAUGGCGGGCAGGAGAAGGGCGGGAGGCAGUUGGUUAGUUGGGUUUUGCAGGCUGGGAAAGAGGUAGGGGUUAAGCGGGGGGAUGUGGAGGUGAGUUUUGGGGCGUGGUGUUAUAGCGAUGCUGGGGAUCGGAGGGCUUGGGGUGAGGCCAUGAUCGAGAGGCUGCGCACCGGACAGAUGCGAGAUAAGGCGCUCGAAAUGAGCAUUGCUACGGAGGAGGAGAUUGAGGGGAUGAUGAGGGGCUGGGAGGAGUGGAUUGAGACGGAUGAUGCCACGCUGGGCAUCAUGAAUGGGGAGGUCGUGGUAAGGAGGCCAUAGCCGGCUGGUCUACACUUGGACGAAGUGGCCGUCGUAGCGGUCAUGGUGAUUUACUGUCGACUGAACUCACCUUCGCUUUCACCCGGACGGACUCCAUGGACUUGCAGUAUUCAUUAUGAAAUCCUAGAAAGAUGCAACGGAUGUCGGCAGGGAUGAUAGCUGUUGAGAACACAGACAAUGGUCAGCAUUCCGUCA
Chaetomium strumarium is the source of this 1076-nucleotide messenger RNA. Its product is annotated as S-adenosyl-L-methionine-dependent methyltransferase. The record is from RefSeq and is a predicted model, not a curated record. Gene Ontology annotation, biological process: sterol biosynthetic process. The coding region runs from base 18 to 881 and encodes 287 amino acids. Gene Ontology annotation, molecular function: sterol 24-C-methyltransferase activity. NCBI's taxonomy places the organism in Eukaryota, Fungi, Ascomycota, Sordariomycetes, Sordariales, Chaetomiaceae. Gene Ontology annotation, cellular component: endoplasmic reticulum. The transcript is spliced from 2 exons.